GCCGAGGAAUGUGAAGCGAGUGGGCUGGGCUGAGUGGAGAGUUGCCUAGGGAAGCGGAGCACUUCAGAGCCGCUUUCCCCUUCUCCAGCCUCCUCUGCGGUGGUGAGGUCACAGCCCCUUCCAGCCCUCCCGCCUCCACCCCUCCCGCUCCUGGGUCUCCUCCAGCCUGGGGGAGCCCGAGGCGCAGAGGGCUGAGAAUGAGGCGGUUGCGGAGGAUGAAGAAAUAGCCCCGGGUCCCGCGGAAGAUGAAGCCGGCGCACCUGCUGCCGCUGGUCCUGCUGCUCGCCCUGCCCGGGAGCCUGGGGGGAAAGGGGUGUCCGUCUCCGCCCUGCGAGUGCCAUCAGGAAGACGACUUCAGAGUCACCUGCAAGGAUCUCCACCGCAUCCCCAGCCUGCCGCCCAGUACGCAGACUCUGAAGUUUAUUGAGACUCAUCUGAAAACCAUUCCCAGUGGUGCAUUUUCAAAUCUGCCAAAUAUUUCCAGGAUCUACUUAUCUAUAGACGCAACUCUGCAGCGAGUGGAAUCGCAUUCCUUCUACAAUCUGAGUAAAAUGACGCACAUAGAAAUUCGGAAUACCAGAAGUUUAACUUAUAUAGAUCCUGAUGCCCUCAAAGAGCUCCCCCUCCUAAAGUUUCUUGGCAUUUUCAACACUGGACUUAGAGUAUUCCCUGACCUGACCAAAGUUUAUUCCACUGAUGUAUUCUUUAUACUUGAAAUUACAGACAACCCUUACGUGACUUCAAUCCCUGUGAAUGCUUUUCGAGGACUGUGCAAUGAAACCUUGACACUGAAGCUGUACAACAAUGGCUUUACUUCAAUCCAAGGACAUGCUUUCAAUGGGACAAAGCUGGAUGCUGUUUACCUAAACAAGAAUAAAUACCUGACAGUUAUUGACAAAGAUGCAUUUGGAGGAGUAUACAGUGGACCUACCUUACUGGAUGUGUCUUAUACCAGUGUCUCUGCCCUGCCAUCCAAAGGCCUGGAACACCUGAAGGAACUGAUAGCAAGAAACACUUGGACUCUUAAGAAACUUCCCCUUUCUUUGAGUUUCCUUCACCUUACACGGGCGGACCUUUCUUAUCCAAGUCACUGCUGUGCUUUUAAGAAUCAGAAGAAAAUCAGAGGAAUCCUUGAGUCCUUCAUGUGUAAUGAGAGCAGUAUCCGGAGCUUGCGUCAGAGAAAAUCUGUGAAUGCCUUGAAUGGCCCCUUCUACCAGGAGUAUGAAGACGAUCCAGGGGACAGUAGCAUUGGGUACAAGGAAAAGUCCAAUUUCCAGGAUACCCACAGCAACUCUCACUAUUAUGUCUUCUUUGAAGAACAAGAGGAUGAGAUCAUUGGCUUUGGCCAGGAGCUCAAAAACCCCCAGGAAGAGACCCUUCAGGCCUUUGAAAGCCAUUAUGACUACACCGUGUGUGGGGACAAUGAAGACAUGGUGUGCACCCCCAAGUCAGAUGAGUUCAACCCCUGUGAAGACAUAAUGGGCUACAAGUUCCUGAGAAUUGUGGUGUGGUUUGUUAGUCUGCUGGCUCUGCUGGGAAACGUCUUUGUCCUGUUUAUCCUCCUCACCAGCCACUACAAGUUGAAUGUCCCUCGCUUUCUCAUGUGCAACUUGGCCUUUGCAGAUUUCUGCAUGGGGAUGUACCUACUCCUUAUCGCCUCUGUAGACCUCUACACUCACUCUGAGUACUACAACCAUGCCAUUGACUGGCAGACAGGCCCUGGGUGCAACACAGCUGGCUUUUUCACUGUCUUUGCUAGUGAGUUGUCCGUAUACACAUUGACGGUCAUCACUCUGGAGCGUUGGUAUGCCAUCACUUUCGCCAUGCGCCUAGACCGGAAGAUCCGCCUUAGGCAUGCAUAUGCCAUCAUGGGCGGGGGUUGGGCUUGCUGCCUCCUUCUCGCCCUGCUCCCUUUGAUGGGAAUAAGUAGCUAUGCCAAGGUCAGCAUCUGCCUGCCUAUGGACACCGAGACCCCUCUUGCUCUGGCAUACAUUGCUUUUGUUCUGUUGCUUAACAUAAUUGCCUUUGUCAUCGUCUGCUCCUGUUAUGUGAAGAUCUAUAUCACGGUCCGAAAUCCCCAGUACAACCCCGGGGACAAAGAUACCAAAAUCGCCAAACGGAUGGCUGUGCUGAUCUUCACCGACUUCAUAUGUAUGGCCCCAAUCUCAUUCUAUGCUCUGUCAGCACUUAUGAACAAGCCACUCAUCACCGUUUCUAACUCCAAAAUCUUGUUGGUUCUCUUCUAUCCACUGAAUUCCUGUGCCAAUCCAUUCCUCUAUGCGAUUUUCACCAAGGCCUUCCAAAGGGAUGUGUUCAUCCUACUCAGCAAGUUUGGCAUCUGUAAACGCCAGGCCCAGGCUUACAGGGGUCAGAGAGUUCCUCCAAAGAACAGCAUUGAUUUUCAGAUUCAAAAGGUUACCCAGGACAUGAGGCAGAGUCUCUCCAACAUGCAAGAAGUCUAUGAAUUGCAUGAAAAUUCCCAUCUAACCCCAAAUAAGCAGGGCCAAAUCUCAGAAGGGUAUAAGCAAACAGUUUUGUAAGUUGACCCCGAACACAUCACAACAGUAUGGAAUUUACAAAAGGCUGGUUUCUUGAACAUUCAUUCUAAUCUCAUGACACACCCAACACACAGCUGCCCUAACCCUUGUGCAGGUGAUAAUUCCUAGGGGAAGAGUUUAUCUUUGGAGAGUUACUAGUGUUAAUUGAAUCACUGCCUCCAAGAAGAAAGAGAGGUAACCAGCAUAUCUGAAUCCCAGGUGAUAUCAAAAUAAUCUACAUAUCUGAAAGACUAGCUUGAUGCAAAGUC
Molecule: messenger RNA, 2806 nt
Organism: Carlito syrichta (Philippine tarsier)
Lineage: Eukaryota; Metazoa; Chordata; Mammalia; Primates; Tarsiidae
Gene: TSHR
Product: thyroid stimulating hormone receptor
Exons: 10
Coding region: 246-2540 (764 amino acids)
Biological process (GO): G protein-coupled receptor signaling pathway
Cellular component (GO): membrane
Molecular function (GO): thyroid-stimulating hormone receptor activity
Source: RefSeq, a predicted model, not a curated record